Molecule: messenger RNA, 1092 nt
Organism: Naegleria fowleri
Lineage: Eukaryota; Heterolobosea; Eutetramitea; Acrasida; Naegleriidae
Exons: 2
Coding region: 1-1092 (363 amino acids)
Source: RefSeq, a predicted model, not a curated record
AUGUCAAAGGAAGGGAAAAAGCCUCGCGAUGAUGAAAUAACAGACUCUGACACCGAAGACGAAUUAAGGCUUGAUGAAGGUACUCAAACACCCUCUCACCAAGGAGAGGAGGAUGCCUCAAGUUCCGAUGUGGAUCAAAAUAUCAAACAGAACGAUCUUGAAGACAAGCUUCUUACUUCUCCAAAACCAAAAAUUGAUGAAGAUGCCAAAGCGUUCUUGGAAUUUACAAAUAUUGUGAGCGAAAGCGCAAACGCACUCAUCAGUAAUGGAGGCUCAUCAUCCAUAUUUUUCAUCAACACCUCUGCAUCAUCCUCGGGCCAUACAUCUCCAUCAUCUGGGUUCAGAAAUCAAGCGCCUCCUCCACCACCCCCAGAUAUGGAUCUUCCAAGUCAAGCCUUUGAAAAUCGAACGACAAAUUCAGCUCAUGAUACAACCUCUGACCGUGCACCUGGCCCUCCUUCAACCAUGAUUAUCCCAGUUCCCUAUAAAACGCCACAAAAAAACAAUGAAGGAAGGUCAGAAGAAGAAAACUCUUCAAAACAAAAGAUCAAAAGAAAUUCAAAACAAAAGAAGAGCAAUGGAGAGCAACAAAAAGAAAGUACUCCGAGAAGUGCAAACCGUAAAACAAAAACUUUCAAAGACGAAACAUUGAAAGCUUCUGGGAUGUCAAACUUUGACGAUCCAAAUUCAAAAAAAAGGAGAGGAAGACCACCAGGGGCAAAAAAAGAGUCCACGAAAUCAACACCAACAAAGAAAUUGAAGGACGACAUUGUUGUUGAUCCAAAUCGAUCCUCCCGUCCUUCUACAUCUCAAGAACAGUUUGGAGGUGUUAAUGAAUCACUUGUAAUGAGGGACCAAUUUGAACCCUCCUCGAAUGCAUUAUUUUACGGAAGCUUGUUCAAUAGAGAGGUGUUGGACAACCUUUUCAUUUACAGAAAAUCGUUUUCAGGUCCGGACAUGUCAUGUUUACACCACAUUGACGAAGUACUUCUACAACAUCUGACUCAAAAAGUUGAAAAUAAGGAAAAAUUAAUUGAUUCUACAGCUUUAUUGUUGGAUUUGGAUAUUACGAUCACAAAGAGAAUGCAUUGA